This is a messenger RNA of Hyalella azteca, 2152 nucleotides long. RefSeq lists its product as uncharacterized. The record is from RefSeq and is a predicted model, not a curated record. NCBI's taxonomy places the organism in Eukaryota, Metazoa, Arthropoda, Malacostraca, Amphipoda, Hyalellidae. The coding region runs from base 442 to 1845 and encodes 467 amino acids. The transcript has 5 exons.
ACAAGCUAUGCACUACUGAGAUUCUGAACCCUGCAGGUUGUGCAAUUGACUCCCACUCAAUGUGACCUUGUUUGGAACUAUCUAGAUCAAUUUGAGAAAUAUUUGUCAAGAUGCACUUCAUAAACUGCUUCUUAUUUAAUUUGAAAUGGCAAUAACUACCGCGUGAUUAUACCAGACAACCAUAAGAUUCGUGAUACGGGCUAAACUUCCAUAUGGGGCGCAGCAGAAGAGACCACAGUCAGUCAUGAAACAAAUACUGAUAUUUUAGAGCGAGUGAUGAAGUGUGAGUGUUGAAGAGUGUCAACGUAAUAAGAUAAACUUGUCACUUUCAACGUAUUUUUACUCAUUCUGAAAUCUUCUGUCAUGCCGCUACCUGUCAGCUUGGCUUGCAAUUGGUGUGCAAGGAAAUAGCUUGAAAACACAAUUUCCAUUCAAACUAUAAUGGCCACGAAAAUAAUGAACAAGUUUAGGACGUUUGUCGUGUUGAUCCUCGUUCUGCAGAGUUUGAGCGUGUUUUUUCUCAUCAGGACUAUGCCCGAAGGCUUUCAAACAUCCGGAGGAGCUUCUUAUCGGGAUUUCGAGAGAUUGAACUUUCAAAACUACAGUUCAUAUUCUGAAUAUGAUGAGGAGCUUAGAAGUGUUGGUCAACGUUCUUCGAGGAAAAGAGACAAAGGCUAUGAAUUAAUAAGCGCCGACGAAGAAAUAUUUUUUCCAGUAUUGAGAGGUUACUUCGCAGGGGAAGUUUUAUCACACAGCUUGCAUAUGAUUCAGACUCAAUCAUUGCCGAAAAUUGAUCUGCUGGAAGAGCUUUUUUUGAGCGAAAGUGACGUCCUGCACUCCAGAAACAGUUUUUCUUUAGUGAACGUAAUAUCUCCGGUAACCAAACAAAACUACACUUACGUCUCUUUUAUUAGUCCUGAGCAAAGAAAAAUUUCUGAAUAUAUCUAUGAAGACAAAAUUUCUACGGAUUUACGAAACAAAAAAUCUAAUGCGUCUUCAAACGCCGAUAAGUCUUCUGAAGAGCUAGCUCACGACUUGCUAAUGAAACUGACGAAGCCAACGCUGCACUGCAAAAGAAUGGUCAAAAUGGGCGGUCGAUAUGCCAGUAAAAUGCCCGAUGGAGAAAAGUACAUGUGCAUGGACCCAGGCAGGAUGCUCAAUGCCAAGUCCUGCCUUGUUUAUUCCUUCGGUGUUGGUUACGAUUUCACGUUCGAAAGACUGAUGGGCAUUUACGGCUGUUAUGUUGUGGCGUUCGAUGACGACGAGUCACAUAGUCAAUAUCCUAGUCAGCCCUACAACAGGGUAAACUUCAUUAGCGUUCGUUUAAGUUCUUCCGGCAAGAUUGAGUGGAAGACAGAAGUAAAGGGGAAGAAAGAUGGCAGCACUUCCAAUUACACUUACGUCUAUCGACCUCUCGACAACAUCUUGGCCAUCACGGGACAUUAUGAUGAAGUUUUGGAUUAUUUAAAACUUGACGUUGAAGGAAGUGAAUGGAGCACUUUUGAAAAUUCUAUAUUCAAGAGCGAUGUGCUGAACAGGACGCGAUAUCUGGCGGUUGAGCUCCAUUUAAUCGCCCUCAAUGACGCGGCGAGCGACGACCCGUCCUCGCAGCGAGCUUAUAUCCUGCGCUACCUUAGAUUCUUCACGGAGCUUGAAAACUUCGGGUUUAAGCUUCUCCACUACGAUCCGAAUUUCGUCAAACCAACUUUUGUUCAUGUCUUCGGCCACCACAUCCCAGUGUACGCUGAGCUGGUCUGGUGGAAUCCUCGUGUAGCUCAGAACACACUCGCUUCUAAACACUACCUGGAGUCGAAUACGAUCGAAGAACUCGAAUUUAUGAAUUGAUUUUUGCGUCCGCUUUAUGUAUGGUUAGCUGUAUGCGCUAUUUUGUAGAUAUUUAUAUCACAUUCAAGCUUCGCAUGCAUACUAUUUAUUCACAAGAGCACUUUGAAAUAUUUUGGUACAGUUAUCUGUAUCAACGUGGCAAUGAAACUAUUAGAGAAGUUCCGUGCGAACAAUUGUUGUGUGGAAAUGGAACGUUCCCUUGCAGCGAAAUGAAGAUGAGGCAAUGUAACGAACGUUAUCUCAACAUAACAUAGUAAUUUCGGCGCUGAAGAGUAGGCCUGAUGCGGCCUGUCGCCGAUUAUUGAAC